Molecule: messenger RNA, 5086 nt
Organism: Epinephelus fuscoguttatus (brown-marbled grouper)
Lineage: Eukaryota; Metazoa; Chordata; Actinopteri; Perciformes; Serranidae
Product: semaphorin-3D
Exons: 18
Coding region: 241-2715 (824 amino acids)
Biological process (GO): semaphorin-plexin signaling pathway; axon guidance; negative chemotaxis
Molecular function (GO): semaphorin receptor binding; chemorepellent activity
Source: RefSeq, a predicted model, not a curated record
GUCUCAGCUCAGCCCACAUGUGUCCACUUUGUUUAUAACGCGUGGAGCCAGCAGGUGAGCCGACACUGCGCCAUCACGGCCACGAUCCGUCCUGCUUUAUCAGCUGAAGUGGAAUAACUGAGAGACCCACAAGAUCCAGACUCAAACUUCUGCUCGCCGGCUGCAGCGCAGAGUGUGAUGUGACCAGCUGGUCCGACCUCCUUCCAUCUUUCUCUCCACAUCAGUGAAGAUCAGUCAGAGAUGACAGCAAUCGCUGCUGCAGUCCUGCAGGCUGCAGGAGGACUCAGAGCCGGAGGGGUGAAGUCUCUUCAGAUCCUGAUGCUGUGUCUUCUUCCUCUGCUGUGGCUGCAGCCUGCAGACUCCAGCGCUGCUCCAGGGGCCACAGCCUGGAGGCAAACCGGGCCACGGCUGCAGCUCUCCCACUCAGAUCUGAGGAACAGUUCGGCUGUGUUCUGGAAGGGCGGAGUCAGCGGUGGAUACCAGGCCCUGUUACUGGACGAGGAUCAGGGAUGGCUGCUGGUCGGAGGGAAAGACCACAUCUACCUGCUGAGGCCUGACAGCCUGGAUCUGCCCACACAUACUAUCCACUGGCCUGCUGCCAGAGAACACGUGGAGCACUGCAGGCUGGCAGGGAAAAGUCUGGAGACAGAGUGUGCCAACUUCGUGCGGCUGCUGCAGCCUUUCAAUAAGACCCAUGUUUAUGCUUGUGGUACCGGCGCCUUCCAUCCACAGUGCACAUACCUGCACAUUGGACACAACACGGAGGAGCCGUUGUUCAUGCUGUCUCACACAGUCGAGUCAGGCAGAGGAAAAUGUCCUUUCAGUCCCAGGGAGCCCUUCACCGCUCGGCUGACUGAUGGUGAGCUUUAUGCAGGUACCUCAGUAGAUUUCAUGGGAGCCAACGCUGCGAUCUUCCGUACGUCCAUCCAGGGCAGCAGUCAACAUUACAUCAGGACCGAAGCGUAUGAUCACAACUGGCUCAAUGAGCCAGAGUUUGUUGGCUCCUUCUCCAUCCCUGACACUCACAGUCCCGACGACGACAAGGUCUACUUCUUCUUCAAGGAGCGGGCGGUGGAGGCCGGACAGUGGGACAAGAGGGUGUACAGCCGCGUGGCUCGAGUCUGCAAGAAUGACGUGGGCGGGAAGAGGAGUCUGAUCAACCGCUGGACCACCUUCCUCAAAGCCAGGCUGGUGUGUUCUGUCCCCGGCCCGUCUGGAGUCGACACGCAGUUCGACGAGCUCGAGGACAUCUUUGUUCUGGAGACCAAAGACCCUCAAAACCCGACCAUCUACGGUGUCUUCAGUACGUCCAGCUCUAUAUUCCGUGGUUCAGCAGUGUGUGUGUUCUCCAUGGCGUCUAUCCGAGCUGCUUUCAACGGGCCGUUUGCCCAUAAAGAAGGUCCUGACUAUCGCUGGGUGGAGUACAAGGGCCGCAUCCCCUACCCGAGACCUGGCACUUGUCCCAGCGAGACGUACGACGCUCUCCACAAGUCCACCAAAGACUUCCCAGACGAGGUGGUGAGCUUCAUGCGGCAGCACCAGCUGAUGUGGGAGCCCGUCCUGCCUCUGGGCGGCAGACCCAUCUUGACCCAGGUCAACAGGCCCUACAUGUUAAAGAAGGUCGUAGUGGACAGGGUGGACGCCGAGGACGGACCUUACGAUGUCUUACACCUGGGCACAGAUGAUGGGAAGGUGGUGAAGGCAGUGUCAGUCAUCAAAGACAACUGGGACACAGAGGAGAUCAUUCUGGAGGAGCUGACGGUGUUCCAGAGUCCCACUCCCAUCCUGAGCAUGGAGCUGUCAACCAAGAGACAACAGCUGUAUGUGUCCAGUGAGCUCGGCGUGGUCCAGCUGGGGCUCCAGAGGUGUGAGUUAUACGGGACAGACUGCGCUGAGUGCUGCUUGGCCAGAGACCCCUACUGCUCCUGGGACGGUCAGACCUGCUCCAGAUACUUCCCCACCAGCAAGAGGCGGGCGCGGAGACAGGAUGUAAAGUAUGGAGACCCCUGGAGUCAGUGCCCGAUCACAGAGGACGAUUCGGACUCUGUGGAGGUGAGGUUGGUGUACGGUGUGGAGGGAAACUCAACCUUCCUGGAGUGUGUUCCUCGGUCGCCGCUGGCUGAGCUCAGGUGGACGGUGCAGCACACAGAGAGCCAGCAGCAGACUGUCAGUCAGACGCAGGACAGCAGAGAGCUGCCUCGAGGAGACGAUGACCGCCACCUCCACAUGAAGCGAGGGUUGUUGGUUCAGCACCUGGAGCUGGCUGACACAGGCCUCUACACCUGCACCAGCCACGAGCACUCCUACAGCCAGGUCCUGACCCGAUACCGCAUUCACAUCAUCCCCAACCACAGCCUCCACCCGACCCGUCACCAGCACAACCACAGCCCGAACCACCCGAGCCCAGUUGUCCUCGGGAGGAUCGGCUCCACCGGGGUAGCCGGGUUUCUCGGCCAGUCGGGGCUCCCUCACCCACCACCUCCACCUGCUGGUCACAGGAACUCGUGGCUGUCCCAGCAUCCUCAGCAGCUUCCUCUGAAGAGCUACAAAGACCUGCACAUGGUGGGGACCAACAGUCUGAGUGUGGACGAGUACUGUGAGCAGCUGUGGUACCGCGAGAAACGCCGGCAGCAGAAACUCCGAGCUCUGAAGCUGAAACAGGAGAGCAGGAAAGCCCGGGUGAGGAGGAACAACCCUCCUGAGAUUCCCCUCUAGUCACCUGGAGAACUCAGAGACUGCUCAUGGACAACAGAUCCUGGACACGCAGAGGACAAGGAGAGGUUUCAUCAACAGUGUUUGCUUUUUGAGCAAAUAAGCUGGUAAAGUGACACCAACUGUAUCUGCCAUUAAAGACUGACAGUAAUUUUGACCUUUAGACAAAAAAAUACACGUGUAGGAAAAAAGAAAAUACAUAUUAGCAUUAUUCAUUAUUGUUUGAGACAGUUGGCUCCAAGCUUCAGCUAAAAUUGGAAAUGUUAUUAUAUUAUGUUUGGAUGAUAAAUCAGCUUGUGACACACCUCACAGCCACACCUGUGCCAAGUAUAAUCUGUGUAUAACACACUGAGGCGUGCGUAUUUGAUGCUGACACUUUAGAAGACAAUACACAGCUUUUUCUGUUAAAUCAGAUCCGAGUUUUUGUUUAGAUUUUAGAUUUUGUUCAAACCUCGUAUAUGCUGUUUGAGACCAAAAAAUGAUUGAGUGAAAGCUGAACUAGCACUAUGCUCAGUUUCUAUCAAAUAUUUUGGCAGAAUUUUGAGAAACUUCGACGACCAUACGAUGUGCCACCUGUUACUCAGUUAAACAUUCACACACACUCACACACUGAUUGCACAGCUAUCGGGAACAUUUUGGGGUUCAGUGUCUUGGCCAGGGGUUCUUUGACAUGUGGACUGGAGGAGCCAGGUAUCAAACCGACAAUUUUCCAAUGGGUGGACGACCCAGUCAACUUCCUGAGCCACAGCCACCCCAUGAGUCGAGUCCACAUUAAGACAGUUAAUUUCAACCUCUGCUCGCAUAUUUGCCAAACAUCAGAUUCUGUUCAUGUUAGAGCCCCUGAAAUUUGGUAUAAUAUCAAUUAGAUAUUAUAUUUUAGCUGCAGGUAAAGAAAACAUCCAUGUGGGGCCCCCAAACCAUCCAUUUUGCUUUCAUUUUGCACUUUUCUUUCCAUUUUCAAGGGCCAGUAACUAAAAAUAUGACACCUGCUAGUUCCUUGCAAUUAUUUUUAUCUGUUAUAUCCUACCAAACUUCAUGGCUCCCACGUGGUGAGAAGCAGCUGGCCCCAAAAUGUCUUGCCCCAUUCAAAAAAGUUUGUUCCUGAAUUCACUGUGCCCUUAUCUAGUUAGGUUUUUUAUGUUAAUAUCUUGAGUAAUGAUCUCAACUUUAAAAACAAAGCAAUUCCAUUUAGUUUUCCUCACAGAAAUGAAUGAAAUGCUGCGACGCAGGUUUACUGUACAGUUUUUAAACAACUUUUCUUACACCCCUUAAAAUCAAGACUCCCUGGUGAAGCUUUUGCAACUCCUAGUGGGAUCCCAGGUUGGGAACUGGGUCAUGAGAUAUUGAACCCUAAAAACAUCUUCCCACCUAAGAUGUUUUUCAGGGGGUGAAAAUAACAACAUUGCACAUAAAGUUUGAACAAAAUCUAAAAUGUGAACAACAACCUCUCUGAUUUGACGCAGAAUACUGCAUCGUCUGUCCAUCUAAACAGAAACGAGUAUCUGAUCAUAUCUCUCUUUACAUAAUGUCAGCUCAUUAACUGUCAAGUACAAGCUACCAUUUGUUAUGGCUCCUCUUUGUAGCUAUUAGCCUAGCAUUGCCAAAAACAGAUUGAGCUCAGUGAUCUGAGUUUAAAGUUACUUCUUCUAGUGUUAGUGAGACUAGUGGGCUAAUGUAGGAAACCUUAUCAGACUAUUUACUUUUACUUUAAUUCUAUAAACAUACAGAUAUCUCCACUUCAACAAUUAUUUUUCUUUUAUGUCCCGUUUUCUGUUCAAUAUAUCUGUUUAGACUUCCUGUACAAGCGGCUCUGCAGUGCGUCUGCAGAAUAACACCGCUGACAGCUGACAUGACAUUUACUGCAAAACUGCAUAUUCUUCAUAACAAACUGACGCACUGGUGAAAGUGUAUGAGGAUCUUACACACAAUGCAGACAGAAAUAUGUUCACUUUAUAUUCCGUAUAAAUGAAUGACAGAAGACUAAACAAGAAAAGUGUUUGCCCGAUUUACUGCUACACAUUUAACUGUAUUUAAACAUUUAAUGUUUCUACAUGUAUUUAUGUUUGUUCUGAGACGUAAUGUUGAUCUUCUUCAUACACACCUAAUGGAAUGAAUAUGGGCCUCGGUGGAAACGCACACAUGAAAUGGACCUUGCUUGAAAAUACGUAAUGUAUAGCUUAUUAAUUCUGCCUUGUAACUAAUAAUUAUUAUUAUUCACAUUAAUGUAUAUUAAAGAACUCUAUUUUUGAUAGUUUUCUUUCUUUGUAUUCUAGAAUUAGAACAGUGUCUUGGUGUUGAUAUAAACUUGUGUGUUUCUCAAAAGCAAAAUUAAAACUUUUUUUUUAACUUCACAGCUCUAAUAAGCUUUAAGAUC